ACACCCGGGGAUUGCAGGCGGGCAGUCGACUACAGUCCAGACGCUGCACGGAGUCGGUUGAAACCCAGCUGAGAGGAGGAAGAGGCGCCCCCGGGGACGCAGUGAGAGUAUGAGGCUCUGGCCUCCACCGGCCACUCUCCCGUGACGCCUUCCACCACGGCGGGGCCUUCCAAGCCUACCUCCUGCCGUGUGGUGAUCUACCUGCAGCGGGAGAUGUCGGGGGAUACUUGUCUAUGCCCAGCCUCAGGGGCUAAGCCCAAGUUAAACAGCUUCAAAGGUGGAGGCCUGGGCAACAAGUAUGUCCAGCUCAAUGUGGGUGGCUCCCUGUACUACACCACUGUGCGGACACUCACCCGGCAUGACACCAUGCUCAAGGCCAUGUUCAGUGGGCGCAUGGAGGUGCUGACCGACAAAGAAGGCUGGAUCCUCAUAGACCGAUGCGGAAAGCACUUUGGCACCAUUUUGAAUUACCUCCGAGACGACACCAUCACCCUCCCUCAAACUCUGCAAGAGAUCAAGGAACUGAUGGCGGAAGCAAAAUAUUACCUCAUUCAGGGGCUGGUGAACACGUGCCAGGGUGCCUUGCAGGACAAGAAGGACUCCUACCAGCCUGUGUGCAACAUCCCCAUCAUCACGUCCCUGAAGGAGGAGGAGCAGCUCAUCGAAUCCUCCACCAAGCCUGUGGUGAAGUUGCUCUACAACAGGAGUAACAACAAGUAUUCCUACACCAGCAAUUCUGAUGACCACCUGCUGAAAAACAUCGAGCUGUUUGACAAGCUGUCCCUGCGCUUCAACGGCCGUGUGCUCUUCAUCAAGGACGUCAUUGGUGAUGAGAUCUGCUGCUGGUCAUUCUAUGGCCAGGGCCAUAAGCUGGCAGAGGUGUGCUGCACCUCCAUCGUGUAUGCCACAGAAAAGAAGCAGACCAAGGUGGAAUUCCCAGAGGCCCGAAUCUACGAGGAAACACUAAAUGUCCUACUGUUUGAGACACCCCGAGUCCCUGACAACUCCUUGUUGGAGGCCACAAGCCGCAGCCACAGGCAGGCUUCCCCCAGUGAAGACGAGGAGGCCUUUGAACUGAGGGAUCGGGUUCGCCGCAUCCACGUCAAGCGCUAUAGCACUUACGAUGACCGGCAGCUCAGCCAUCAAUCUGCCCAUCGGGAAUGACAAGACCCUCA
Molecule: messenger RNA, 1175 nt
Organism: Chrysochloris asiatica (Cape golden mole)
Lineage: Eukaryota; Metazoa; Chordata; Mammalia; Afrosoricida; Chrysochloridae
Gene: TNFAIP1
Product: tumor necrosis factor, alpha-induced protein 1 (endothelial)
Exons: 7
Coding region: 214-1164 (316 amino acids)
Biological process (GO): negative regulation of Rho protein signal transduction; protein homooligomerization; proteasome-mediated ubiquitin-dependent protein catabolic process
Cellular component (GO): Cul3-RING ubiquitin ligase complex
Molecular function (GO): protein binding; ubiquitin-protein transferase activity
Source: RefSeq, a predicted model, not a curated record